This is a messenger RNA of Striga hermonthica, 399 nucleotides long. The record is from the annotation of a GenBank genome assembly. NCBI's taxonomy places the organism in Eukaryota, Viridiplantae, Streptophyta, Magnoliopsida, Lamiales, Orobanchaceae.
AUGCAUUUACUCUUCUUACACUUUGCUAAUAAUCACACGACGAUUAUAUUGUCCGAAGCAGCGAUUUUGCAGAAGGUAAGGGUCGUCGUGAAGAACGGCAUCGAGAACGACAAUUCCGUCCAAAUCCGUUGCUAUUCGGCAGACGACAAUCUAGGGUUACAUCAUCUUCCUUAUGGGGCAGAGUUCGGGUGGAGUUUUCGCGUCAACUUCUUCGGCACCACAAAAUUCUACUGCGACUUGGCGACGAAAAGUGGCUAUGGGAAUUACGGUGUUUACGACUACAAAAUUUCCGAAUUCUGCGACGAUUUUUGUCUGUGGGUGCUGACGAAAGACGGGCCGUGUCUGAAGCAUAAGCAAGACAACUACGAGCAGUGCCAAGCAUGGAAGUUCCAUAGUUAA